Molecule: messenger RNA, 5887 nt
Organism: Trichoplusia ni (cabbage looper)
Lineage: Eukaryota; Metazoa; Arthropoda; Insecta; Lepidoptera; Noctuidae
Gene: Inos
Exons: 12
Coding region: 1-4641 (1546 amino acids)
Biological process (GO): inositol biosynthetic process; phospholipid biosynthetic process
Cellular component (GO): cytoplasm
Molecular function (GO): inositol-3-phosphate synthase activity
Source: RefSeq, a predicted model, not a curated record
AUGGAAAAAUCGCCGUCUUUGGUUAUCUCCAGCCCCAAUAUUAAAUACACCGAAGAUUACAUAUAUGCAGACUACGAAUAUGAAGAGACUCUUGUUACUAGAAACGGCGACGAGAUCACGGCACGACCGAUCCGCAAAUCGUUGGGGAUCCGCACAGAUCGCCGCGUCGGCAAAGUCGGCGUGAUGCUGGUCGGCUGGGGUGGCAACAAUGGUUCCACCUUCACCGCAGCCGUCCUCGCCAACCGACACCAGCUAUCCUGGAACACGAAGAACGGAAAAAUGGACUCCAACUGGUGGGGUUCGAUCACACAGGCUUCUACAGUCCGACUUGGCAUCGAUGAGAAAGGAAACGACGUUCAUGUGCCGAUGUGCAACCUACUACCUAUGGUCCACCCUGAUGACUUGGUGAUCGACGGCUGGGACAUCAGCCCCCUGAAUCUCGCGGAGUCCAUGGUGCGCGCUAAAGUCAUCGACUUUGACCUGCAGCAGAAACUCAAGAAGGAUAUGGCUACGAUGAAGCCGCGCCCGGCUAUAUACGACCCCGACUUCAUUGCUGCUAAUCAGGCUGACCGAGCCACGAACCUCAUCCGCGGCACCCGCUACGAGCAGUACCUGCAGAUCCGCGCCGACAUCAAGGACUUCCGCGACAAGAACAAGCUUGAUAAGAUCGUCGUGCUGUGGACCGCUAACACUGAGAGGUUCUGCGAGGUCCGCGCGGGCGUGCACGACACCUCCGAGAACCUGGAGCGCGCUCUCCGCGACAACAACACCGAGAUCUCGCCCUCCACCAUCUUCGCACUCGCAGCCAUCGAUGAGGACUGCAUCUACAUAAACGGUUCGCCUCAGAACACGUUGGUAGCGGGUGUGGUGGAGCGCGCGGAACUGCGCGGUGUGUCUGUAGCGGGUGACGACUUCAAGUCCGGCCAGACCAAGCUCAAGUCAGUGCUGGUGGACUUCCUCGUGAGCGCCGGUCUGAAGCCGGUCUCCAUCGUGAGCUACAACCAUCUGGGUAACAACGAUGGCAAGAAUCUCUCUGCUCCCAAACAGUUCCGCUCCAAAGAGAUAACCAAGAGCAAUGUGGUGGACGACAUGGUGGAGUCCAACCAGAUCCUGUACAAGCCGGGGGAGAAGCCCGACCACGUGGUUGUCAUCAAAUACGUGCCUUAUGUCGGUGACUCCAAGCGCGCCAUGGACGAGUAUACAUCCGAGAUCCUGCUGCACGGAACCAACACCAUCGUAGUGCACAACACGUGCGAGGACUCGCUGCUAGCCGUGCCGCUCAUACUGGACCUGGUGCUGCUGGCCGAGCUGUUCGCCAGGCUCUCCUUCAAGGAGGGGGACCGCUCGUGGCAGAGCAUGCACGCGGUCCAGUCGCUGCUGUCGUACCUGCUGAAGGCGCCGCUGGUGCCGGCCGGCGCGCCCGUCGUCAACGCGCUGUUCCGGCAGCGCGCCGCGCUCGAGAACAUGCUGCGCGCCGCGCUCGCGCUGCCGCCCAACAACCAGCUCGCACUCGAGCACAAGGUAGGGAUACCGGCCGGUCAGGACAGAGGAAACAACGCGCUGUUCCGGCAGCGCGCCGCGCUCGAGAACAUGCUGCGCGCCGCGCUCGCGCUGCCGCCCAACAACCAGCUCGCACUCGAGCACAAGGUAGGGAUACCGGCCGGUCAGGACAGAGGAAACAACGCGCUGUUCCGGCAGCGCGCCGCGCUCGAGAACAUGCUGCGCGCCGCGCUCGCGCUGCCGCCCAACAACCAGCUCGCACUCGAGCACAAGGUAGGGAUACCGGCCGGUCAGGACAGAGGAAACAACGCGCUGUUCCGGCAGCGCGCCGCGCUCGAGAACAUGCUGCGCGCCGCGCUCGCGCUGCCGCCCAACAACCAGCUCGCACUCGAGCACAAGGUAGGGAUACCGGCCGGUCAGGACAGAGGAAACAACGCGCUGUUCCGGCAGCGCGCCGCGCUCGAGAACAUGCUGCGCGCCGCGCUCGCGCUGCCGCCCAACAACCAGCUCGCACUCGAGCACAAGGUAGGGAUACCGGCCGGUCAGGACAGAGGAAACAACGCGCUGUUCCGGCAGCGCGCCGCGCUCGAGAACAUGCUGCGCGCCGCGCUCGCGCUGCCGCCCAACAACCAGCUCGCACUCGAGCACAAGGUAGGGAUACCGGCCGGUCAGGACAGAGGAAACAACGCGCUGUUCCGGCAGCGCGCCGCGCUCGAGAACAUGCUGCGCGCCGCGCUCGCGCUGCCGCCCAACAACCAGCUCGCACUCGAGCACAAGGUAGGGAUACCGGCCGGUCAGGACAGAGGAAACAACGCGCUGUUCCGGCAGCGCGCCGCGCUCGAGAACAUGCUGCGCGCCGCGCUCGCGCUGCCGCCCAACAACCAGCUCGCACUCGAGCACAAGGUAGGGAUACCGGCCGGUCAGGACAGAGGAAACAACGCGCUGUUCCGGCAGCGCGCCGCGCUCGAGAACAUGCUGCGCGCCGCGCUCGCGCUGCCGCCCAACAACCAGCUCGCACUCGAGCACAAGGUAGGGAUACCGGCCGGUCAGGACAGAGGAAACAACGCGCUGUUCCGGCAGCGCGCCGCGCUCGAGAACAUGCUGCGCGCCGCGCUCGCGCUGCCGCCCAACAACCAGCUCGCACUCGAGCACAAGGUAGGGAUACCGGCCGGUCAGGACAGAGGAAACAACGCGCUGUUCCGGCAGCGCGCCGCGCUCGAGAACAUGCUGCGCGCCGCGCUCGCGCUGCCGCCCAACAACCAGCUCGCACUCGAGCACAAGGUAGGGAUACCGGCCGGUCAGGACAGAGGAAACAACGCGCUGUUCCGGCAGCGCGCCGCGCUCGAGAACAUGCUGCGCGCCGCGCUCGCGCUGCCGCCCAACAACCAGCUCGCACUCGAGCACAAGGUAGGGAUACCGGCCGGUCAGGACAGAGGAAACAACGCGCUGUUCCGGCAGCGCGCCGCGCUCGAGAACAUGCUGCGCGCCGCGCUCGCGCUGCCGCCCAACAACCAGCUCGCACUCGAGCACAAGGUAGGGAUACCGGCCGGUCAGGACAGAGGAAACAACGCGCUGUUCCGGCAGCGCGCCGCGCUCGAGAACAUGCUGCGCGCCGCGCUCGCGCUGCCGCCCAACAACCAGCUCGCACUCGAGCACAAGGUAGGGAUACCGGCCGGUCAGGACAGAGGAAACAACGCGCUGUUCCGGCAGCGCGCCGCGCUCGAGAACAUGCUGCGCGCCGCGCUCGCGCUGCCGCCCAACAACCAGCUCGCACUCGAGCACAAGGUAGGGAUACCGGCCGGUCAGGACAGAGGAAACAACGCGCUGUUCCGGCAGCGCGCCGCGCUCGAGAACAUGCUGCGCGCCGCGCUCGCGCUGCCGCCCAACAACCAGCUCGCACUCGAGCACAAGGUAGGGAUACCGGCCGGUCAGGACAGAGGAAACAACGCGCUGUUCCGGCAGCGCGCCGCGCUCGAGAACAUGCUGCGCGCCGCGCUCGCGCUGCCGCCCAACAACCAGCUCGCACUCGAGCACAAGGUAGGGAUACCGGCCGGUCAGGACAGAGGAAACAACGCGCUGUUCCGGCAGCGCGCCGCGCUCGAGAACAUGCUGCGCGCCGCGCUCGCGCUGCCGCCCAACAACCAGCUCGCACUCGAGCACAAGGUAGGGAUACCGGCCGGUCAGGACAGAGGAAACAACGCGCUGUUCCGGCAGCGCGCCGCGCUCGAGAACAUGCUGCGCGCCGCGCUCGCGCUGCCGCCCAACAACCAGCUCGCACUCGAGCACAAGGUAGGGAUACCGGCCGGUCAGGACAGAGGAAACAACGCGCUGUUCCGGCAGCGCGCCGCGCUCGAGAACAUGCUGCGCGCCGCGCUCGCGCUGCCGCCCAACAACCAGCUCGCACUCGAGCACAAGGUAGGGAUACCGGCCGGUCAGGACAGAGGAAACAACGCGCUGUUCCGGCAGCGCGCCGCGCUCGAGAACAUGCUGCGCGCCGCGCUCGCGCUGCCGCCCAACAACCAGCUCGCACUCGAGCACAAGGUAGGGAUACCGGCCGGUCAGGACAGAGGAAACAACGCGCUGUUCCGGCAGCGCGCCGCGCUCGAGAACAUGCUGCGCGCCGCGCUCGCGCUGCCGCCCAACAACCAGCUCGCACUCGAGCACAAGGUAGGGAUACCGGCCGGUCAGGACAGAGGAAACAACGCGCUGUUCCGGCAGCGCGCCGCGCUCGAGAACAUGCUGCGCGCCGCGCUCGCGCUGCCGCCCAACAACCAGCUCGCACUCGAGCACAAGGUAGGGAUACCGGCCGGUCAGGACAGAGGAAACAACGCGCUGUUCCGGCAGCGCGCCGCGCUCGAGAACAUGCUGCGCGCCGCGCUCGCGCUGCCGCCCAACAACCAGCUCGCACUCGAGCACAAGGUAGGGAUACCGGCCGGUCAGGACAGAGGAAACAACGCGCUGUUCCGGCAGCGCGCCGCGCUCGAGAACAUGCUGCGCGCCGCGCUCGCGCUGCCGCCCAACAACCAGCUCGCACUCGAGCACAAGGUUCCCUUCUUAAUGAAAGACCUGCACAGUGGCGUGCUGUUCAACUCGCCGCCGAACAAGAAGCAGAAGCUGACGCACGCCAACGGUGACCAGUGAGCACCACACCAUCACCUACCCAGCACCUCACCAUCAUCUACCCAUCAAUCACCCCUAUAUACCACCACCACGGCACAAAACUAUUCAGGAGCAAACCUAUAUCAUAUCUCUGAAUAAUCUGAAUACAACGCCAUCUGUGGACCAUUAUAGAAGCUUAUCGUUGAAAUUUCAAAAUCUAAGUGUUAAAGACGUACUUAAAUUCUAUUAGAAGUUAAGGCUAUGCUUAUAUUAUUUAAAGGAAAUUAUUUUUUUUAUUUACAUUUUUAUUUUUUGCUCUGGAUAGUAUUAUUAAGUUAGCACUUGCACUUAUCGUUCUAGUUUGGUUUCGGUUAAGUUCUGUGAUAAUGUGUGAUGAACAUUCGUACUGAUAUAGUUAAGAUGCUUAACUAAAAACUUAUUUAUUUUGAAAAAUAAUUGACGUAAGUUUAACGUAUACCAGUCUGUUUAUGCAAGUGACAAAUUGUGAAAAGCGUUAGCGCUAAUCAAAUUGCUCUAAUUUGGAAGUCACGUGAUUUAUGUCAUAUCCAUACAUUUUUUGCAAAUUGUCACUUGUAUAGGAGUCUUUUAACUUUGGAAAAAUUUACACGUUUCUUUCUACCCUCCCAGGGCCCUAUUUCAAUCGUGUCAACAAAUUUGGAGUAUAUUUACAACAUAUAUUUUUGUAUGUUUUCAUCCUUCACCGUCUUUGGACACCUUAGUAUACCAUCUAUUUAUUUCAUCUGCCAUUCCACAUGUACGUAGAAUCUCGAAUUACAGUAUUAUAGAUGCGCUAAAGCGUUUUAUUAAUAAUUCGCCAUAUUAAAUAUGAAUUUCAUUUAAAAUCUCAGUAUUUUGCUAAGUUAACGAUUGUACGAAGGUUGCAUUUACUUAGUUUUUUGAUUCGCAGAUUUCAAGCACACAAUAUAAACAUGUAGGUUUAACAUUAUACUUAUUACAGAGUAAUGUAUUAUUAGUUAUUCUUUAUAACACAAGCCUCUGUGAACUGUGACAUUUUUACAGCGUUAACAGUGACAGAAAUGUCAAAAAUGUAUGGUCAUGACAUUUUGAUAGGUCAUGUGACCAAGAUUUGUCACUUUCAUACAUUUUACCGAUUCAUUUAAUGUUAACGUCUGUACAAUUGUUUCUUGUCUAUGGAGGAGGGAGCAGUUAUCAGUAUUGUUUUCUUAUUUUGAUUAAGUUUCAUUUAAGAAAAUAUUAAUUUGAUUUAUUGUAAUCCUGUGUGCGUUUAUGUUAAAAUAAAAUGAUU